Messenger RNA from Peniophora sp. CBMAI 1063, 231 nucleotides. The record is from the annotation of a GenBank genome assembly. NCBI's taxonomy places the organism in Eukaryota, Fungi, Basidiomycota, Agaricomycetes, Russulales, Peniophoraceae.
AUGCUAAAGCAUACGGCCAUCUGCGGUUGCCGAUCGAAGCUGCUUUUCUUGAUUGGCAGCAAACAGUUUACGACGCGAGGCCCGAACAAAGGAUCAGAGAUGAAGCCUCCGCUCUACCCCAAGGCGCAGCGCCCUCGUUCUGAUUCCUCCCAGGAAGAAUACCACAAUAUAGUCUCAGUACCAGUGGCGGGGGUGGCCGUCGAUAAAAUCGUCGGAAACAGCGCGAUGUGA